AUGUCUCAUUAUCAGGAGCACAAUGUUGAGGACAUGGAGGAUGAUUACGACAUGGAUGAUCCGGUAGAUGACAUGGAUGGUGAAGAUUACCUAGGGCCGGAGGCUAGGGACGACUCUGAUGAGGAGGAUGAUGAGGAUGCCGAAGCGAAUAAGGCAUCCGACACAUCAUCUGAAGAAGCAAGACGUGGAAAAGACAUUCAAGGAAUACCAUGGGAUCGCUUGGAACUUACCAGAGAAGGAUACAGGGAGACAAGAUUAUUACAGUACAAAAACUACGAGAACAUACCUAAUUCUGCAGAAACAGCAAUGAAGGCAUGCAAAUCUACUGAGAAAGACGGAACAUAUUAUGAGUUCAGGCGAAAUACUAGAUCAGUAAAAUCUACUAUUCUACACUUUCAGCUGAGAAAUUUAGUAUGGGCUACAUCUAAGCAUGAUGCCUACCUAAUAUCACAUUACUCGGUGCUACACUGGUCAGCAUUGAGUGGUGUGGACACAGAAAUUAUGAAUGUCGAAGGGCAUAUUGCACCAAGUGAGAAACAUCCAGGAAGUUUAUUAGAAGGGUUUUCUCAGACUCAAGUUAGUACGCUGGCAGUCAAGGAUAAUUUGCUAGUAGCUGGUGGUUUCCAGGGAGAGCUAAUAUGCAAGAACCUGGACCAAGAAGGAAUAAGCUUUUGCUGCAGGACAACAUAUGAUGAUAAUGCAAUCACCAAUGCAGUGGAGAUAUUCAACACCUCUAGUGGUGCUGUUCACUUCAUUGCAUCUAUUAACGACUCCGGUGUACGAGAAUAUGAUAUGGAAAGAUACCAGUUAUGUAAGCAUUUCCGCUUUGGUUGGCCAGUGAAUCACACGUCUUUGAGCCCUGAUGGGAAGCUUGUUCUCGUUGUCGGGGAUGAUCCAGAUGCUUUGCUUAUUGAUGCUAAUUCAGGAAAGACUGUUCAUUCUAUGAAAGGUCACUUGGAUUUCUCAUUUGCAUCGGCUUGGAGCCCUGAUGGUCGGACAUUUGCCACUGGCAAUCAAGACAGGACAUGCCGGGUCUGGGAUGCCAGAAAUCUCUCGCAGUCUCUCCAUGUCUUGAGGGGUAACCUUGGUGCUAUAAGAUCUAUUCGCUACACAUCAGAUGGUCAGUUCCUGUCGAUGGCGGAGCCAGCAGACUUUGUCCACAUCUUUGAUGUCAAAAGUGAUUAUAACAAGAGGCAAGAGCUGGAUUUCUUUGGUGAGAUAUCUGGCAUGUCUUUCAGCCCUGACACGGACACACUCUUCGUCGGUGUUUGGGACAGGACCUAUGGCAGCCUACUUCAGUAUGGCCGCCUCUAUAACUACUCAUACCUUGACUCGCUGUUCUAA
Triticum turgidum subsp. durum (durum wheat) is the source of this 1344-nucleotide messenger RNA. The record is from the annotation of a GenBank genome assembly. NCBI's taxonomy places the organism in Eukaryota, Viridiplantae, Streptophyta, Magnoliopsida, Poales, Poaceae.